Messenger RNA from Closterium sp. Yama58-4, 936 nucleotides. NCBI's taxonomy places the organism in Eukaryota, Viridiplantae, Streptophyta, Zygnematophyceae, Desmidiales, Closteriaceae. The record is from the annotation of a GenBank genome assembly.
AUGCGACUGCUGCUCCACGCGAGGCAGCGCGCGGGAUCCGUGCCGUCCGUCGCACUGAGGCCCAUUUUAUCUGCACCUGCUGAGCCACCUGCUGGCGUUCCUGCCGCCACUACUGCUGAUCCCACUGUUCCCUUGGCAAACCAGCACUCUGAAUCCAAUCCGUUAUUGUCACCCUCAGCACUGUCACCCUCGGCUUGGAAGAAGCAGGCUCGGCAGCGAGGAGGAGGCAGACAAACAGGCAGCAGCCGAGACUUGCGCAGGGGGCAGCUGUGGGGCGUGAUCAGUCGUGUGCGCAGCAGCGCCUCUGUGCUGCCAGCCAUUGAGGCGUGGAGGAUGGCGGGAGGCGUGCUGGAUAAGGAGCUGCUGCUGUGGGUGAGUGCGGUGCAGUGCGGUGUGAUGUGGUGCAGUGUUGUGUGGUGCGGUGUGGUACGGCUGGCUGUAUUUGUGUGUUUGUCUUGUGGCAAUGCCUCUGUGCUGCCAGCCGUUGAGGCGUGGAGGACGGGGGGAGGCGUGCUGGAUAAGGAGCUGCUGCUGUGGGUGAGUGCGGUGCAGUGCGGUGUGAUGUGGUGCAGUGUUGUGUGGUGCGGUGUGGUACGGCUGGCUGUAUUUGUGUGUUUGUCUUGUGGCAAUGCCUCUGUGCUGCCAGCCGUUGAGGCGUGGAGGACGGGGGGAGGCGUGCUGGAUAAGGAGCUGCUGCUGUGGGUGAGUGCUUUGCACGCCUCUGUGCUGCCGGCCAUUGAGGCGUGGAGGAUGGCGGGAGGGGUGCUGGAUAAGGAGCUGCUGCAGUGGGUGAGUGCGGUGCAGUGCGGUACGGUUCAGUGCGUGGUUGGUCGGUGUGGUGUGGUGCGGUGCGGUGCGGUGUGGGUGUGUGAUCACUGUGGGGCAACGCCUCUGUCCUGCCGGCUGUUGAGGCGUGGAGGAUGGCGGGAGGCAUGA